Molecule: messenger RNA, 3757 nt
Organism: Paramecium sonneborni
Lineage: Eukaryota; Ciliophora; Oligohymenophorea; Peniculida; Parameciidae
Source: the annotation of a GenBank genome assembly
AUUAUAAUUUAAAUUGUUAUGAUAAAUAUCGAAUUCAAUAAGCCAGAACAAAAGAGGCAGUAAGUUUUGAAAACAAAAGCAAUGGAAAUGAAAAUAAGUUCUAAAAAAAGGUAGAGAGUAAAAGAUGAAAAAUAAAAAUAAGAAGUGAGCGAUAAAAAAGAUGAGAAAUAGGAAACAAUUCAUUAGUAGGAUAUGUCUUCGAUUCAUGAAUAAGAUUAAUAGAUAAUAGAUAAUUAAUAGAAGUGUUAGAAUGAAUAAAAAGGAUAAACAAAAAUAACUAAUGAGUAGAGUAGAGCUUUAGAGUUUGCGAAACUAGUUUUAAAUUUAGCUGAUCCCGCUUAGUAUACAAGAGUCUAAUAAGCAAAUUAAAUAAAGAAGAAUACAACAGGUGAUUAAGAGGAGGAAGAGGAGGAGACAGUGAAAAUAGAUAGAACUGAUUUUCUUUCAACUGCUGAAUAUUAAGAACUUUAAGAUAAAUAUUCAGAUUAUAAUAUUGGAGAACUAGUAUUAAAGUUUCCAAAUCCAGAUUAUGAAAAAAUGACAGAUCGUUCAGUUGAUAUUAAGGAAGCUGAAAGGUAAAUAAAAAAAAUAAUACUUUAGAGUAUUUAGUAGUUAAUUAGCAAUAUCUGCAGAUGGAGGAGUACCUUAAUCUUUAUUGACAAUAUAGAGAUAAGUAUUCUUAUCCUCAUUUUUAUAAUUGAGUGAUUAUGUUGAGACUGAUAGAAAGAAAAUUAAGGAAUCUUUGAAAUAAUCAGCUACAGCUAUACACUAAAGAGAUAAUCCAGAUUUAUAACCAUAUUAUGGAUUUUAAGAAUAAUAUAGAAAGAAUAAAGAUUAAAGUAUAGAGGAACUAUUGAGAGAGGAAGUACCUUUAUAAAGAACACCAAGUGAGGAAAUAAAUUAGGAGGUGAUUUAAAUGUUGAAUUUAAUUCAUUUAAAACCUAAUGAAAAUUUAGAUGUCUAUUAGAAUAUAAAUAAGAAAUAUUGUAAAGGGGGAUUUCUUUAUAAAAAGUGGACAGAAGAUAAAAGUGAUUAUGAUUGGAUUUAAAUAGGUUAAACACCUUAAGAUUUUUUGACUUUGAUUAGAAUGACUGUAAUAACAAAAUUAUGUAGAGAUGCUUAGUUUCAUUGUAGAUAAUUUAUUAGCAGUGAUGAUUAAUAUAUUUUUGUAGUUUUAAAAAGCAAGAUAGAAUAUGUUAAAUAUUAAGCAGAGUUAUAAAGAAUGUAAAAACAAUAUGAAUUAGGAUUUGCUGACAUUUUAUCAUUAGAGCCUUGUGAUAAAUUGCUUAGACCUUUAAGAUUAAAGAAUUAUCUAAGAGAUCCUGAUUUUAUAAAGGAGGCACCAAAUUAUAUAGAGGAUAAAAAGGAAGAUUCUAAAGAGAAAAAAAAGAAACCAGCUAGAAUUGAUAGUGAAGCUUAAAAAAUAUAUUAAGGAGUUUUAAAAUGGGGAGAUUAAGAAUUAAGAGCAAAUUGUGUUAUAAAGUAAUAAAUAUUGGAUCCUUUAAUUUAAUGGAUGUGUAUAGAAUUGAAAAUAAAUUUAAAUUCAGAAAGAGCUUAAAUUGUUGAUGAUUAACCAUUGUCAAGAGAUGUCUGGGAAGCCUAUUAUAUUUAUUAACUAUAUUUAAUAGAUUAUUUAACUAGAGUAAAAGAUUGUUAUACUGAAAAAGAAAUAAAAGCUAAUAAAGGAUUUUUAUUUAAAUUAAUAUUUCGUAAAGCAUUAGGUGAUCCUAAUGAACUUUAUUUAGCUUUUAAUAAUUCAUGGUUUAAAGAGAAAUUAAUUUUAGCUAAUUUAUGGGAUAGAUAAGGUAUUAAUCCAAUAGCACCAUAUGAAUAAUAUUUUGUAACUCAUUCAGAAGAUGGAUUAUGGAGAUAAUAUGAAGUUAGUGAAAAAGGACAUAGAUCUGAAUUUAUGAAUAUGGAAAAAUUGAAAAUAGCAUAUGGUACAGUAAGUAGAUUUUUAAAUGUGAAGAAAUUGAUAGAGAAUGGAUAUAUAUAAAGUUAUUUUGCAUUACAUGAUCCAUAUCAAUUGAUGGGAUUAUCAAAAGGACCAAUGAUAAAACCAUUGAUAGAUUUAUAAUUAGUAAAGGAAGGUAAAAAGAGUAAAGGAGAAUUAAAAUUAAAUAAUUUAUUUGUUUCAUUAAAAGAUGAAGCAGAAGGAGCAGAUUUUGAUAGUGAAUGUUUAGUAGAAGAAUGUAAGUUUCAUUGGUUUCCACCAUGGACAUUACCUAUUGAUAGUAUGAGAGAUUAUUUUGGAGAGAAAAUAGGUUUAUAUUUUAGAUUUUUAUAAUUUUAUUCUCAUUAAUUAUGGAGUGUAGUUGUAUUAGCUAUAAUUUGUGAAGGAGUAAUAGAUAAUACAACAGGAGAUGCACAUAAAGCAUUUAUAGUAAUAUUUGCAGUUAUAUUAAUAUCUUGGUCUAGUUAUUUUAUUUGUUAAUGGAAAAGACAAUAAACAAUGUUUUAAAUUUAAUUUGGUUAAAAUGUAGAAACAGAAGCAGGAGAGAUAGAAAGACCAGCAUUUGAAGGUGAUUUUAUAAGAUCACUCAUAUCUGAUAAAUUGAAUGAAGAAUUUUAUCCUACAUGGAAGAAACAAUUUAAAUUGUUUUAUUCAGCUUCAGUCACAUUAAUUAUUGUAUUAAUGGUUAUAGCUAGUGUUAUAGGAGUUUUCAUUUUAAAAAAGUAUUUAUGACAAUUAAAUAGUUAUUUAAUAGAAGAGUAUCCAGAUAAUUAAUUUUUAGUCUCCUUUGUACCUUCCAUGAUUAAUGCUAUUGUAAUUUAAUUGUUUAAUCUUAUCUAUUUUAAUGUGUCUAAUAAAUUAAAUGAUUUUGAAAAUCAUAAAUAUGAGUCAUCUUAUGAAAAUAGUUUAAUUUUGAAGACAUACACUUUUAUAUUUAUUAAUACUUUUAAUUGUUUAGCAAUUAUUGCAUUUUUAAAUGAAUCAUUUCCUGCUUUAUCUUUAUGUAAAACUUCUAUAGGAAAUAAUUGUUAUAGAGCAUUAAAAGAUUAAAUGGUCACUAUUUUUAUGGUGAAUUUUGCUAAAACAUUACCAUAAUUAAUUACACCAUGUAUUAAAGCAUUCAUAAGAGCAGAAACUAAAUAAGCAGAUGAAAAUUUAGUUGUGCAUGAAUUCAAUUAAAUUGAUGAAUUUAUAGAAAAAUAAUCAGAUCUAGAACCAUAUGUCUCUAAUCCAGAAGUAGAUGGUUUAAUGAAUGACUAUAUGGAAUUAAUUGUUCAAUUUGCUUUCCUGUAAUUAUUUGGAUUAGCAUUUCCACUUUGUUAUUUUAUAGCUUUCCUUACCAAUAUAACAUAAAUCUAAGUUGAUAAAUUAAAAUUAAUUCAUUUCAUGUAAAGACCCAUACCUUGUUCAGCUGCUGAUAUAGCUAAUUGGAGUUGGAUUAUGGAAAUCAUAGCAUUCUUAUCUGUAUUUUGUAAUGCAGGUUUGAUUGUAUUUACGUCUGGUGUUGUACCACCUGAUUCUUAAUCAGCUUCUUAUGCCAUUUUUGUUAUUGUCUUUUUAGGACUCAAGUAUUUCUCAUCAUUUAUCAUAUCUCCCAUUCCAGAAAAAGCAUCAUUAAUCUUAACUAGACAUAAAUUUGCCAUUGAUAGAGUUCAUCGUGGAAUGAGAAAUUCAAUCAAAUCAUAUUACAAAGGUAAAGUUAGGGAAACAAUGGAUGGAGUUGAUUAUGAAAAAAUGUAAGAAUAAGAAAAAGAUCAUCUUCUAAAAGGACCUAAUGUUAAUAUCGAAUUAAAAAAUAGAUGA